Messenger RNA from Trichechus manatus latirostris (Florida manatee), 601 nucleotides. RefSeq names its product F-box protein 36 (gene FBXO36). The transcript has 4 exons. Gene Ontology annotation, cellular component: SCF ubiquitin ligase complex. Bases 11 to 580 code for a protein of 189 amino acids. Gene Ontology annotation, biological process: SCF-dependent proteasomal ubiquitin-dependent protein catabolic process. NCBI's taxonomy places the organism in Eukaryota, Metazoa, Chordata, Mammalia, Sirenia, Trichechidae. The record is from RefSeq and is a predicted model, not a curated record. Gene Ontology annotation, molecular function: protein binding.
GCGUCCCAAGAUGGCGUCGUGGCUGCCGGAGACUCUGUUCGAAACUGUAGGACAAGGCCCGGCUCCGAGCAAAGACUAUUACCAGUUAUUGGUCACCCGGUGCCAGAUAAUCUUUAGAUGGUGGAAGAUCUCUCUAAGGAGUGAGUAUCGAGCAGCAAAACCCGGAGAAACCAAAGAAAGUCAUGAAGACUUCCUAGAGAAUUCACAUCUUCAAGUUCAAGUUGCCUUGAUAUUUGGUGCAAGAAUAUUAGACUAUGUCCUCAAUUUGUGCCAAGGUAAAUAUGACUUCCUUGAACGGCUCUCGGACAGUUUGCUCCUGAGUAUCAUUUCCUACCUGGAUCUUGAAGAUAUUGCCAGACUUUCGCAAACGUCGCACAGAUUUGCAAAGUUGUGCGUGUGUGACCAACUGUGGGAGCAGAUUGUCCAGUCUGCUUGUGACACCAUCACCUCCGACAUGAGGGCCCUGGCCGAGGACAUCGGCUGGAAGCAGAUGUUCUUCACCAACAAGCUCCAGCUCCAGCGGCAGCUCCGCAAGAGGAAGCAGAAACGUGAGAGCCUGAGACGGCAGCAUCAGCCUUAGGGACACGUCCUCCUACCGCAG